AUGCAAUCUUACAAAGGAUCCGAUUUCCUGGAGGCCGGGACAUUGUCCCGCUCUCGCAGUACCAGUCUCUCCAGCGACUCGCAACACCCCCGAGUCACCUUCAUGUCGCCUCCCUCGGUUCGCCCGCCGCCUGCUUUCAUCUCGUCCUCCGCUGCCUCGGAGAUCAUCACUUCUGACCAAGAAUUCAACGCCGCCGACUUUGCUCCCGAGGAUGAGGGGACGGGCGCUGGCGCAAAUGCGCUGGUGACCCCCGCCGCGCUCUCUUUGCUGAAUGGCUUCCUCGACAACCUCCUGUUCAAUAUUCUGGCCACAUCCAAGUCGACCCAGCUCGCCUGCAUCCGACCCGCCCUGGCCGAUGUGCUGAAGCCGCGCUUGGCUUCGGAGGUGGUGGCUACCGCUGACGAGGAGUUGAGCGAGUAUAUGGGAGGUGCGGAAGAUGAGCAGACCGAGUUUCGCGGGGGUCACGAACCGGGCGGCGAUUUCGACCUCGUGCGCUCGUGGAAGUUGACGCGCCUGCGUUGUAUGGUGUACACUCGGCUGGGUGACAUGGAAGAGGAGGAUGAGGACGAAUUCAUUUCGCAGGAGGGCCUGGGCGAGAACGACGGAGCACCUCGCAGAUUCACGAGUCAUGUCGACAACAUUACGCCCGCGGCAGCUAUCUUCCUGACCUCGAUUAUUGAACACAUUGGCGAGCGAGCGCUCGUGAUUGCGGGCGAGACGGCGCGAUCCCGCCUAUUGGCGAAAUUGAACGACGGGCAGGACGACGAGGCAGACGAGGAUGAGGAUCGCAAGCGAAUCGACCGACUCGUGGUGGAGGAUCUAGAUAUGGAGAAAUUGGCGCUGAAUGCGACUCUCGGGCGAUUAUGGCGCACAUGGAGGAAGCGCAGACGUAACACCACUCUUGCAAGGGCUUUGUCGCGCGAAUCCUUCCGUCGACGCGGAUACACACAGAAUCUCGCGAAUAGCCGGAAAAGCAGCGUCGUGACUGUCGAAGAGCCCAUGAGCCCUCAGGAACAAGCGCUGCUUGAGGAACUUCCCGCUCCAGUUGACCCUGCCGCUGUCCCUCUGCCCAUUGGCGAUUAUGAUGUGCAGGAGAUUGAGGUUCCCGGAUUUUCGUCCGAGUUGGAGGGUGAAGUACAGACCAUGGAAGCUGUGGUGGCGCACAAGGUGCGACCGCGUAGUCUCAUGGUCUUCUCAUCCCCCUCCCUGACACCCAAGUCCCCUGGCUCAACUGGCUCGCCUGUAAGUGCGGGUGCCAUUGACAACGCGAAGAGUCUCCGCCAUACCCGCUCCAGGUCCUUGCCAAAUGCGGCGGCCAGUCCACCGCGCGCACCGCGCCAGACCUCCCAGCAGGCCGAUCCUACUGCGACAGCCGAUCAGCCGUCUCCCCAGUCGUCUGAGGAGAAGAAACAUCUCGAAACCAUGUAUGAAGAUGACGAAUCGACGGAAUUCGUGGACGCUGCAGAGAUUGCCCCUGGCACCGCGAUCACCACGUCACACGAGGAGGCCCUAGAGCAGUCCGCGGCAGAAUCUGCAGAGAAAGACCGAAUGCCUGUGGUACCGGAGGAGGAAGAGGAACAGCCGGCUCCAGCUGCUGUAUCUGCUGCAGGUCCUCCCGUCAACGAAAUUGUCGCGUCCCUGCGAUCUUGUGAGGACGAGGAGGACGCUGCGACCGGUCACAGCGCUCGUGUUUCGGUCGCACCCCUAGGUGAUCGACCUACCAAUGAUCCCGAAGUAAUUGAGGGACAAGGAUUGCGCGAGAAGCCUACGUUGACGUCGACAAUUCACCGACCAAGGCGAAAGGCCAGCAAGGAUCAUGCAAUUCUCAACGCAAAGCCGAUCAUUGCAGAGACUAGUGAGGAUGGUAUGAACUCCGUCAUGGAGAAGCCGCCAGCCACGCAAGGGGUUGAACCCACACCCACACCAUCUGGUGCCACCAUCGAGGCUAUCAAUUCUCCUCGCGAUGAAAAAGAUCUUGAAGAUAGCGAUCAGCAUAUAUCAGCCAUGAAUUCCACGCCAGCGAUCGCCCAUGCGAAAGACGAAGUGAAACCCGAGAAGACCAGCGACCCGGUUGUCGAAGAACCAGUCGUUCCUACCGAAUCCACCGAGCCUAAGAUUGAACAUUCUGCGGUUCAAGAGCCAGGUUUUGUCCCCGAGUCGCCUCGCCCGGCAUCUGCUACAGGUAGCGAGCGAUCGCAAAAGUCCCGACGCCACAGGCCCAGUCCACUCGUGGUCGCACCAAGCACCCGCACGUCCCCGAAACUUGAGCAACGAGCGGCGGUCCAGCGCAUGCCUCGCUCAAAUACGUCAGUUUCAUCUACGAUUCAGACCAAGUCUCGUCGCUCGGAAAGUGUGAGUAGCUCUCGCGACAAGCGUCCGCUCACCGCCGGCUCCACUACAUCAUCUCAAGUAUCCAGCAAGCUAAAGGGUCUCAUGAAUCGUCCUCAAGGCGAAUCUCCCUCACUGCGUCUGCGUAGCUCGUCUGAGACCAGCCGGGCAUCUGGCAGCGCAGGCUCUGUGGAUAAUGAUGCUACGGACCUUGAUAAGCUGAUCAACAGCGACGAGACUAUCCAUUUCACUCUGACGCCUCGCAGUGUCCGAGAGAUGCAUUUCCCGGAUAUUCCUCGGCAAAUUCCGCGCUCUGACACUACGGACACGACCGAUCUUGCCGACUUUAUCAAGAAUACUGGGCCGCCUGGAGAGGAGCCUCGGCCGCGAACUUCUGUAUCUUCAAGACACACCAACGAUAUGAAUGCCCUCGGACGCACCAAGUCCAUCGAGUCUCCGAAGCACAUCCCGAUCGCUUCUCGGAUGGCUCUACCGGCAAAGUCUCCUGCACGAGAGGUUGCCCGUUCUGCAGGCACUCCGACCUCGAUUCGUGAUAUGGCCGGGAGCACAAAGUCUGCCGGUCCUGCCAGCGCGCCUGUCCAGCAAGCUAGCUCCCCUACUCGCCCUUCAUCCAGCUUCUCCGCCAAUACAAACAACACAAGUCGGUCCAACCCGAACCGACCCCGUCUCCAGGCCCGUCCUGCUGAGACUCGAGGCUCUCAGACCUCGGAACUGAUCGACUUCAUCCGCGAGGGGCCACCACAGCCAGGUGCUCACCGUAUUCCCCGUACGGUGGCACCAUUCCGCAACACUCUCGACUCGGAUGAUAUCCACUUCGAUUCUCCACACGAGAGGGACCAGGGCAGCUCUUUCGCCAGCACUCGGGAUAGCUCUACUCCUAACAAAUCCCUGACUUCCCUUGGCUCACGGACCGGGCUGCUGGAUUCGAGCAAUCGUGCGAACGGCCAUGCCAAGGCUGCGCCGACGAGCGCCGUGAUGCAAGACGACGACCGUCCUGUCCCUGUUCGCAAGCAACGUCGCAUCCCAGGUCAAGCACCAGACCCGUAUGCCAUUGACGACGACGACGACGACGAUCUCUUGGAAGAACUCAUCAACGCUAAACCGCCCCAGCGGGAGGAAGAAAGUCUGAUCGACUUCCUCCGCAGCGCACCUCCGCCGGACUUUGAGCAGGCGCAACCCCAGCCGCUGAAUGUUAACAUUCCCUCCUCCAGAACCAACGGCACAAGUAUGAAGUCCCGACUCAUGCGCAGCGCUACCUCGGCCGAUAAAGCUCCCUCCUCGAAGAUUUCUAUCAGCUCCCUCCGCUCGCAGGGCACACUCAGCUCUCAGCACCAGCAGUCAUCCCACUACUCUUACAAGGUUGGCAUGGCUCGUAACCCGGGUAGCAUGCCAUCCGCGACCAACAGGCCGACAGAAACCUCUGCUCUGGCGGACUUCCUCCGUAACACUGGUCCCCCAGAACCGCCUGCCGGUCAUGAUCUGGGCACCAAGGGGAAGGAGGGCAGUUUCUCGCGGUUCUUCGUGCGUCGCAAGAAACUCGAGGCCUAA
This is a messenger RNA of Penicillium daleae, 3897 nucleotides long. RefSeq lists its product as uncharacterized. The record is from RefSeq and is a predicted model, not a curated record. Bases 1 to 3897 code for a protein of 1298 amino acids. The transcript has a single exon. NCBI's taxonomy places the organism in Eukaryota, Fungi, Ascomycota, Eurotiomycetes, Eurotiales, Aspergillaceae.